GCGGCGUCCCUGGGCUCUGCGGCGGGUGGCUCCUCCUCUGUCGAACAACCAGAUCCGCCUGAAGCCCUGGGAUCUGCCAAAACCCGCUCCCGACCACCCCGGGAUCGCCCCGGCGCUCUGGGACGGACAAUGGGCCUCUGGCCUUGCUGAUUGGGGUCGCUGGGCCGGCUUGCGACUCUUCCGCAAGGCCUGCUCCAGGAUGCUCCGGCGGAUAUAUCAGAACACCUCUCCCCCUCGUCGGGCUGCCCUCCCGCACAUUGCAAGCGCUCCCGGAUAGGAUCGCCUCCUGCCCGGCUCUCUCAUCGGCUUGCUCCUCAGAUCCACCGCGACAUGCCCAUCGUCUACAUCACCCGGCGAGAGUCGUUUUCGGCCGCCCACCGGCUGCAUGCGCCGGCUCUAUCCGACGAAGAGAACCAGCGCAUCUUUGGCAAAUGCAAUCACAUCCACGGCCACGGUCACAACUACGACGUUGAGGUCACCGUCAAGGGCAUGGUCGAUCCGCUCACCGGCAUGGUGAUGAACAUCACUGAUCUCAAAAUCGCCAUGAAAGAUGUUCUGAAGGACCUCGAUCACCGUCAUCUGGAUAUGGAUGUCUUGUAUUUCAAGACCCGGCCAAGUACGGCCGAAAACAUUGCCAUAUACAUUUGGGAGAUGCUCGAGCCAAGGAUUCCGGCGCAGGCGCAUCUCCAUGAAGUCCGGGUCGAGGAAACCCGGAACAACACUGCCAUCUAUCGAGGGGAGCACCAGCUAUGAGUGUUUGCCGACGAACUGAACCAUUCACUGCCCAGCACCCCCCCCCCAAGUUCCAAAUCUGACACAGUUGAUGCAGGCCGCAGCCCCCCAUCAGAACACUGCCCUCGCUGAGGGCGACCCUGGGCUCUCUGCAGCAAUAGCGGACCGGAUACACGGAUUCCGUUCGGUGAAAUCAUGGCCGCGGCUGUGCGAUGGUUCCGUGUUGUUGCUGGUGUCGAUCGGCUGGUAUACCGAGAUCCUUGUACCGGCUGUAUUGAUGUGAAAUUGACUGAAGGUGUGUUUGGACACCAACACUGAUGGCGACCCUGCACAGGCUGGCGGAUCGAGUCACUGAAUUGCAGCGCACCGUUUCGGGGAUCGAGGAUCCGGAAGAAAGCCAUGGCCAUGCAAAGGGGUGUAUUCAAACUUCAAUAUAGUCAGUCCAGAAAAGGAACGGAACAGUCCCUGCUUUUCUCUGAGAAGGCCGACUGUGUGAUCCACC
Molecule: messenger RNA, 1234 nt
Organism: Polychytrium aggregatum
Lineage: Eukaryota; Fungi; Chytridiomycota; Chytridiomycetes; Polychytriales
Product: 6-pyruvoyl tetrahydrobiopterin synthase-like protein
Exons: 5
Coding region: 331-753 (140 amino acids)
Cellular component (GO): mitochondrion
Source: RefSeq, a predicted model, not a curated record